Messenger RNA from Knipowitschia caucasica, 837 nucleotides. Lineage: Eukaryota; Metazoa; Chordata; Actinopteri; Gobiiformes; Gobiidae. The record is from the annotation of a GenBank genome assembly.
AUGCAUGUGGAGCUCGGAGCCGCGGGUAUAAAAGGCCAGAGAUUGCAGUGUGGGAGUGUGUGCGGCUUCUUCACGGUCUCCAACAUGGCUCCCUACAAGUUUUCUGUCCUGGCUCUGCUGCUCCUCUCAGCCUACUGCUGCGCUGAAGAGUGCGUCGUGUGGAUGAUCCCCAGCUCAUUGAGAUGGACAUCGCCAUCAAAAAUGAGGUCGAGAGGAACGCUGAUCCCUGCACCUCCAGAAGCUGCAACCUUGAGGGAAAAGUCCAUCAUCACUCGUGGCCUGGAGUCCUUCUCUUCCUUCUCCUGCAUUCGCUUCAGACCCAGCAGAAGCUCAGAUCGUGACUGGCUGAGCAUCGAGUCCAAAGACGGGUGCUGGUCGUUCGUGGGUCGCCGUGGGGGAAAGCAGGAGGUGUCUCUGGCUCGCCGGGGAUGUCUGUACCACAACACCGUCCAGCACGAGCUGCUCCACGCUCUGGGCUUCAACCACGAGCAGACACGCUCCGACCGUGACAGCCACAUUAAAGUCCUGCUGCAGAACGUCGUCUCUGGAAUGGAGCACAACUUCAGGAAGAUCACCACUCUGAACCAGGGCACCUCUUACGACUACGGCUCCGUCAUGCAGUACCACAGGACUGCUUUCUCCAAGAAUGGCCAGCCCACCAUGGUGCCCAUCCCCAACUCCAACGUGCACCUGGGCGGAGCUCGAGAGAUGAGCGCCUCCGACAAGAAGAGGCUCAACUCUCUCUACAAGUGCUAUCCUUCCUUGCCCAACAAUAACCCCAGCAGAGACAUGUGCUAUCAGAGACAUGUGGCGCUUCAGGCCAGCAUAAAGCCUUGA